Drosophila ananassae is the source of this 2075-nucleotide messenger RNA. Its product is annotated as facilitated trehalose transporter Tret1. Gene Ontology annotation, biological process: carbohydrate transport; transmembrane transport. The coding region runs from base 240 to 1808 and encodes 522 amino acids. Gene Ontology annotation, molecular function: sugar transmembrane transporter activity. The transcript is spliced from 4 exons. Gene Ontology annotation, cellular component: membrane. The record is from RefSeq and is a predicted model, not a curated record. NCBI's taxonomy places the organism in Eukaryota, Metazoa, Arthropoda, Insecta, Diptera, Drosophilidae.
GUCCAACAACGUGGCUAGCGGCGUUCAGUUGCUUCCAGCGACUUACCUCGACGGGUUCGCUCCGCUCCGCUUUGCGCCACUCAGUGCCAGUCCGAGAUCCGGGGAUCUACUUCGAGUCACGACCUUUCUGGCCGGCAGAACCUGUUUUCCCGCCUCGUGGAUAGUUUUUGGCAGCAGGUUCUCCAUCUCUUCCCGAGGAAACCCAUUCCACACACCACAAUCAGAACUCCCAACCAAGGAUGAAGGAGCACGAGAGUCUGGGACAGUCCGGAAAUGAGAGCAACGGCAGGCAGGCCAGGAUCGUCUCGGGACUGGAUCGGCCCCUGCAGACGCCGCGUCCGCCUGGAGAACAAUUUCGAGCCGUACGGCGACAAGUGGUAGCCGUCAUCCUGGCCAACAUAGGCGUUUUUUCCACCGGCAUGACCCUGGCUAUGCCAACCGCCACUAUCCAUCAGCUGAAGGACACCACGGAACCAGUCCACCUGACCGUCACGGAGGCCUCCUGGUUCGCAUCGGUCAAUGCUUUGUCGGCUCCCUUGGGAGGACUGCUCUCAGGAGUUUUGCUCGACAGUAUUGGGCGAAAGAGGUCUCUCAUCGUCCUGAACGUGCUAACCAUUGCCGCCUGGAUUCUGCUGGCCACGCCCAGUCAAACGGACUCGCAGGCCUUUUUCUGGCAGCUCAUCGUCUCGCGUUUCAUGCUGGGAAUCGGCAUGGGUCUGGCCAGUGCCCCGCCAGGAGUCUAUGCGGCCGAGAUCAGCGUGCCACGGACGCGGGGAAGCCUCAUCCUGGGCACCUCCAUCUCAGUGGCUGGUGGCAUCACGAUUCUGUACGGAAUCGGCUACUGCAUUCGCGACGACUUCCGGCUGAUAGCCCUGAUCUGCUGUGGCUACCAACUGGUUGCUCUGCUCUGCGUUUUGCCCUUGCCCGAGAGCCACUGCUGGCUCCUGGCCAAGAAGCGAGUGACUGAGGCCAAGCGGUCCCUUAACUACUUCAGGGGCUUUAACAAAUCAGACGAGAUCACCCAUCCGCUGGUUUUGGAGGAGUAUCAAGUGUUGCAGAAGUCGCUGCAGCAGCGGGACGCCGAGGUGAAGGAGUCCUUUUGGAGGAGUCUCAAACAGCCGGAGGUCCACAAGCCCCUGCUCAUCCUGAUGUCGCUGUUCGCUUUCCAGCAGCUGACGGGCAUCUUCGUGGUCAUCGUGUACGCGGUGCAAAUAUCAUCGGAAGCCGGCAUCCAGAUCGAUCCGUUCAUGUGUGCCCUGCUGAUAGGCUUGGCCCGUCUGAUCACCACCUGCCCGAUGGGCUACAUCUUGGAGCUUUGGGGCCGCCGCAAGGCCGGAUUAAUAUCCACUGUGGGAAUGUCUGCGUGCAUGUUCCUGCUGGCCGGACAGAGCUGGAGUGAGUUCCUUCAGGGAGUGCCCUACUUGCCAGUUGUAGCCAUUGUGGGCUUCAUUGUGCUGAGCACUUUGGGUCUGUACACACUGCCCUUCUUCAUGAUCUCCGAGCUGUUCCCGCAAAGGGUGAGAGGGCCUGCGUCCGGACUGACGGUGGCGGUCGGCAUGUUCAUCUCCUUCGUGUGCCUGAAGACUUUUCCCGACCUUAAGGAGGCUAUCGGCAUGCCCAACUGUUUCGUGUUCUUCGGGGUCAUGGCCCUGCUGGCCCUGGUCUUUGUCUACUGGGCUCUGCCGGAGACCCGCCGCCGCUCCCUCCUGGAGAUCGAGGAGCAGUUCCGGACAGGGAAAAGCCGGAAACGUCAAACUCAGGCCGAUGUCGAGAUGCAGGAGGUCUUUGUCCGGAAAUCAGACAACUGAUUUCGACAGAUUUCGAAAUCGUAAACUUAAGUAGAUUCCCAUGUGUGCUUAGUACUGUGAUAGACCAUAAAUACACCACAAAAUUCUAUAUUACACCGGGACUGAAUUGGAAAAAUAUUCUCAUUUGUUAAACCAUUACCACGCUGUUUGUACUGAGCAAGCGCCGUGGAAUCAAAUAGAUUAAGUCAGCCUAUACUGAGCCGCUCGCCGAUAAGGUCCCGGCCACUGUCUACCUGUUCACAAAAUACAAACAACAUUUAAAACUUG